Messenger RNA from Thamnophis sirtalis, 686 nucleotides. Lineage: Eukaryota; Metazoa; Chordata; Lepidosauria; Squamata; Natricidae. The record is from RefSeq and is a predicted model, not a curated record.
GUUUAUUUGCUCAAUUCUGAAGGGAAAGGCUUCUGUGGAGGCACCAUCAUCAACGAAAUGUGGAUCGUGACAGCAGCUCAUUGCCUGGAGUUCCAGCCCAAAAGGAUUGUAGCAGGUGAACACAAUAUCUACACUGUGGACAACACCGAACAAUACCGCAACGUGGUGAGAGCCAUCCCUCACCCUACCUACAACACCACCAACAAGUACCACAAUGACAUUGCCCUCCUUGAGUUGGAUGCCCCUCUGGAGUUCAACCACUACGUCAUCCCCAUUUGCCUGGGGGACAAAGAGUUCACCAACAGCCUCCUUAAGUUCGGGGCGGGAACGGUGAGCGGAUGGGGGAAACUGGCUUACCAAGGCCGGCAGGCCAGCAUCCUUCAGGUGCUGAGAAUCCGCUUCAUUGACCGACCGACUUGUCUCAGGAGCAGCAGUUACCCCAUCUUGCCCAAUAUGUUCUGCGCGGGCCACCCCAGCGAAGCCAAGGACACCUGCCAGGGGGACAGCGGGGGUCCCUACACCACGGACAUUGAACACGUCUGGUUCCUGACAGGGAUCACCAGCUGGGGGGAGCAGUGUGCCAAGAAGGAUAAAUAUGGGAUCUACACCCGGGUCUCCAGGUACGUCAAGUGGAUUAGAGAGACCACUAAACGUACAUGAGCGAAUCAAUCCCAAAUCCUGUACCA